Molecule: messenger RNA, 592 nt
Organism: Ipomoea nil (Japanese morning glory)
Lineage: Eukaryota; Viridiplantae; Streptophyta; Magnoliopsida; Solanales; Convolvulaceae
Product: DEAD-box ATP-dependent RNA helicase 37-like
Exons: 3
Coding region: 201-569 (122 amino acids)
Cellular component (GO): nucleus
Molecular function (GO): RNA binding; RNA helicase activity; ATP binding
Source: RefSeq, a predicted model, not a curated record
GCUCGGCAUCUUUGGCGGAUCUAACCUGGGAAAAAUCGCGGGCUUCCGUCACACUAGUGAACAAAGAUUGCUUCCUCUGGGCGGGUUCUUCAUCGCUCUUCUCUUUCUUGGCUGAAACCACGAAAGAUUUCUUGAGGCUUCUUCUGCUGGGAACGCCGCUACAAGUUGAGAGCUUGUGUGCACACCCAGUGUUUGUGAAAAUGCCAUUCUGUGGAGGUGUCAAGAUUCAUGAUGAAGCUAGAAAGUUUGCAUAUCAGACUGGUGUCAAUGUGGUUGUUGCCUAUGGUGGAGCACCCAUAAAUCAACAGCUUCGAGAGCUUGAGAGGGGCGUGCAUAUACUUGUUGCCACUCCUGGGCGGUUAGUUGAUUUAUUGGAGAGGGCAAGAGUCUCAUUGGAGAUGAUUAGAUAUCUGGCCUUGGAUGAAGUAGAUCGAAUGUUAGACAUCGGUUUUGAACCUCAGAUAAGGAAAAUUGUGCAACAGACAGACAUGCCUCCACCAGGCAUAAGGCAGACAAUGUUGUUCAGUGCUACCUUCCCGAAAGAGAUUCAGGUUUGUUAUGCUCAUUGAGUCGUGCUUUUUUCUUAUAGGUC